Messenger RNA from Molossus molossus (Pallas's mastiff bat), 942 nucleotides. Its product is annotated as melanoma-associated antigen B4-like. The transcript has a single exon. Gene Ontology annotation, biological process: negative regulation of transcription by RNA polymerase II. Bases 1 to 942 code for a protein of 313 amino acids. The record is from RefSeq and is a predicted model, not a curated record. Lineage: Eukaryota; Metazoa; Chordata; Mammalia; Chiroptera; Molossidae. Gene Ontology annotation, cellular component: nucleus.
AUGCCCCGCGGUCGGAGGAGCAAGCUCCGCGCGCGCGAGAGGCGCCAGCGCCUGCGGGCCGAGGCCCGCGCCCGCGCCCAGGCCGAGGCCGGAGCCCCCGCAGCGGCCGUUGGGGGCCCGCCGCCCGGCCCGGGGCCCGCGCCCGGCUCCGGGCCGGCCGCCAAGGCGCGGGGGCACGUGCAGAGGAGCCGGGGCGCGCGCGCGGCCGAGGGCGCGGGCCAGGAGCUGCUGGCGCAGAAGGCCGCCGUGCUGGUGGAGCACCUGCUGCUGCAGUACAAGCGGAAGGAGCCCAUCCGCCGCGCCGACAUGCUCAGGGUGGUGCACAAGCGCUACCGCAAGGACUUCCCCGAGGUGCUGCGCCGGGCCGCCGAGCGCAUGGACCUCUUCUUCGGCCUGGAGCUGAAGGAGGUCAAGCCCAACGGCAACUCCUACAUCCUGGUCAACACGCAGGGCGACGCGGGCGACGGGCCGAGCGGCUGGAGCUUCCCGAAGAAGGGCGUCCUGAUGCCCCUCCUGAGCGUCAUCUUCCUGAACGGCAACCGCGCCUCCGAGGAGGAGAUCUGGGGGUUCCUGAACACGCUGGGCAUCUACGACGGGAAGAGCGACUUCAUUUUCGGGGAGCCGAGGAAGCUCAUCACCCAGGAUCUGGUGCAGGAGAAGUACCUGCUGUACCAGCAGGUGCCCGGCAGCGACCCGCCACGCUUCGAGUUCCUGUGGGGCCCGAGAGCCCAGGCCGAGACCAGCAAGAUGAAAGUCCUGGAGUUCCUGGCCAAGCUCAACGACACCGUCCCCAGCGCCUUCGCGCCCCAUUAUGAAGAGGCGUUGAAAGAGGAGGAAGAGCGCGCCCAGACCAGAGCCCGAGCUGCGCCCGCGCCUGGCGCCCCUCCCAAGGCCGGUGGGCGCCCCAGGGCCACGCCCGGCCGCCACCCUCGCCCUCUGUGA